Messenger RNA from Dioscorea cayenensis subsp. rotundata (Guinea yam), 3063 nucleotides. Its product is annotated as glutamate receptor 2.8-like. The transcript has 6 exons. Gene Ontology annotation, cellular component: plasma membrane. The coding region runs from base 105 to 2855 and encodes 916 amino acids. Gene Ontology annotation, molecular function: glutamate-gated receptor activity; G protein-coupled receptor activity. Gene Ontology annotation, biological process: G protein-coupled receptor signaling pathway. The record is from RefSeq and is a predicted model, not a curated record. Lineage: Eukaryota; Viridiplantae; Streptophyta; Magnoliopsida; Dioscoreales; Dioscoreaceae.
CAAGAGCAACCAGUGAGUGAGGACCUCCACGAGCUCCACCAAUUGUUCAUCUCCCUCCCUCCAUUGCCAUCCUUUUCUUCCAGGGCUUCCCACCCGAGUUUGCCAUGAAUUGCAGUGUCUUGUUUUUCGCAGCUGUCAAAAAUUUCAGUGCCAGCACAACUCCUUUUCAUGUUGGUGUUGUCCUCAAUUUGGGCACAAGGAUUGGGAAGAUCGGUCAAACGAGCAUUUCAUUAGCAAUGGAUGAAUUCUAUGCAUCUCAUCAACACUACACCACAAGACUUGUUCUUCAUACUAGAGAUUCAGAGAAUGAUGUUGUGCAAGCUGCUUCUGAAGUUAUUGAUCUCAUAGAGAAAGAACAUGUUCAAGCAAUCAUAGGCCCCCAAACAUCAUCACAAGCUGUGUUCAUCGCUGAUCUUUGCAACAAAACUCAAGUUCCCGUAAUCUCCUUCUCAGCAACCAGUCCAGUCCUUUCUUCAAUACAAACACCGUAUUUCCUUCGAGCAACACUCAAUGACACUGCACAACUCACUGCUAUUGCCUCCAUUGCAAGAUUAUUCCAAUGGAAAGAAGCCAUCCUCAUAUCUGAAGACACUGAUUAUGGAAGAGAUAUCAUCCCUUACCUCAUCGACGCCUUUGAACAAACUUAUGCAGCAAUUUCACACCGCAGUCUUAUUGUCUCAUCAGCAACUGAUUAUCAAAUUAAGGAGGAGCUCUAUAAGCUAAUGAUAAUGCAAACAAGGGUCUUCAUUGUUCAUAUGUCAGCACCAUUGGGAGCAAGACUCUUUUUGAAUGCAAAAGAAGUGGGAAUGAUGAGCAAAGGCUAUGCAUGGAUCCUGACUGAUGGAAUAACAAACAUUGCGGACUCAUUUGAUCCUCAAGUCAUAGAUACAAUGCAAGGAGCUCUUGGAGUGAAGCUCCAUGUUCCAAGAACAAAAGAGCUCAAUGAGUUCGGUGUUAGAUGGAAGAGAAGGUAUCAAAAGGAGUAUCCAGACGAAGAUCAACUGGAGAUGAGUAUCUUUGCUUUGUGGGCAUAUGAUACAGUUUAUGCACUAGCAAUGGCAGUAGAAAAAACAAGUGGAUCGAAUAGAGAAGUCCUAAAAUAUAUUCAAGAGGAGAAGUUCAAUGGAGUGAGUGGAGAGUUUCAUUUUGUUGACGGCCAUUUGAAGUUAUCCACAUUCCAAGUGGUGAACAUAGUUGAAAGAGGAGGGAGAGGUAUUGGGUUUUGGAAACCAGACAAUGGGCUCACAAGUGCUAGCUCAAUCUCCGAUAAUGUUGGUUUGAGUCCUGUGAUAUGGCCUGGGGAUUCCACUGAAGUUCCAAAAGGUUGGGAGAUUCCAGUGAGUGGCAAGAAGUUGAGAGUUGGAGUUCCAGUGAAUAAAGUAUUCCAGGGUUUUGUGAAAGUGGAGAGAGAUAAUGCCACAAAUAUAACAAGUGUUAGUGGUUAUUGCAUUGAUUUGUUUGAAGCUGCGGUGAAGAGGUUGCCUUAUGCUAUCCUUUAUGAAUUUAUUCCUUUUGAGAAUGAACAUGGCGAAUCUGCAGGAACAUAUGAUGAUCUUGUCUACCAGGUUUAUCUUCAGAAAUUUGAUGCUGUGGUUGGAGACAUCACAGUAACAGCAAACAGAUCUUUGUAUGUGGAUUUUACAUUGCCAUUCACUGAGUCAGGAGUGUCACUUCUUGUCCCUGUAAGAGAAAGCACUCACAAGAAUGGUUGGAUCUUCUUGAAGCCAUUGAGUGUUGACUUAUGGUUAGGGAGUCUGGCCUUCUUCUUCUACACUGGAUUUGUUAUUUGGGUCAUGGAACACAGGAUCAACACCGAUUUCAGAGGCCCACCCUCCCAACAACUUGGCACCAUGUUCUGCUUCUCCCUUUCGACUCUCGUUUUUGCUCAUAGGGAGAAGGUGGAGAAUAUCCUGUCUAAGCUAGUGCUGAUCAUAUGGCUGUUUGUGGUGCUUAUUCUAACAUCAAGCUACACUGCAAGCCUGACAUCCAUUAUAACUGUGGAACAACUCCAACCAGCAGUAACUGACGUUCAAAAACUCUUGCAUGAUGGGGACCAUGUGGGAUGCGACAAUGUUUCCUUCAUUAAAGACCUGCUGAAACAGCUGCAUUUUGAUAAGUCUAAGAUUACAAAUGUUGGACCUGAGCAUUAUGUAGAUGCACUCACUAAAGGAGACCAAAAUGGUGGAGUUUCGGCAAUUAUAAAUGAAAUCCCAUACAUUAAGGUUUUUCUUGCACAACAUUGUAAACAAUUCACCAUGGUUGGGCCACUGUACCAAACUGCAGGAUUUGGCUUUGCAUUUCCCAAAGGUUCUCCACUGGUUGGUGACAUCUCAAAGGAGAUACUGAACAUAGCUGAGGGAGGUGAGAAGGAAAAGAUUGAAAGGAUGUGGUUUGGAGAUCUGAAUGCUUGUUCAAUUGACACGAACACAGUGAAUUCAGAGAAUCUCACAUUUCAGAGCUUCUCAGGGUUGUUUAUCAUCACCGGUGCUGCUUCGACAUGCGCCCUUGCGAUAUUCUUGGCUUUGUUCUUAUCAAAGAAUUGGCAGGAAUUGAAGAACUUGGAUUCUGACAAAUCAGCCUGGCAAAGGCUAAUGUCUUGGUGGAAGUACUACAACAAAAAGGACCUCAAUUCUCAUACCUUUAGGAGGAACAAGAUUAAUGAUCUUGAAAAUGAUAGUGUUAGUGCAAACAAUGGAAAUGGUGAGAAGCAGGAAGAGUGUCAAACUGAAAAUCAGAGAGCUUCUAGUUUUAGUGAUGCAAAGUCUGAUGAAGAAGAACUAGAAGAGAUCUCAUGUUCAAGGUUUGCUAGUCCAGUCCCUGAUGCUUCUUUUGUAUCCAUAGUUGUGUCUCAGUAGAAUGUCAUCCUUUAAAUUUUAGUUCUUACACUGUUAGUUCACAAAAUGAAUCUAAUAUUUACUUAUUGGCUAAUAAUUUCAGGUAGCCCUCUGAGUCAUUGUCAAAAUUCCAGUGACCCCUUGUGUUCAGGGGAGUGUUUGAUGGUAUUAUUUGCUAGUAUUUUCUGUUUAUAAGUGAUCAAGUGGUAAUUGAAGAUUCGUUGUAAUA